Messenger RNA from Mauremys reevesii (Reeves's turtle), 2246 nucleotides. It is a transcript of the gene SLC1A5, whose product is annotated as solute carrier family 1 member 5. Lineage: Eukaryota; Metazoa; Chordata; Testudines; Geoemydidae. The transcript is spliced from 8 exons. The record is from RefSeq and is a predicted model, not a curated record. Gene Ontology annotation, cellular component: plasma membrane. Bases 141 to 1796 code for a protein of 551 amino acids. Gene Ontology annotation, biological process: L-aspartate import across plasma membrane. Gene Ontology annotation, molecular function: L-aspartate transmembrane transporter activity; neutral L-amino acid transmembrane transporter activity; symporter activity.
AAGCCCCGCCGCUAGCUCUACGCUUCCCUAUUCACCCACGCCGGCAGCGCGCGCCGCAGCUCGAGGCGCUCGCGCGCGGUCUCUAGGCUCCUCCACCCGCCCGCCCCCCGCGCAUCGGGACCCGACGCUCCCUGGGGGCCAUGGCCGCGUGCAGGGACCGCGUGCGCCUCCGAGAUGCCGGGGAGAAGGGCGCCUCCAACGGGGAGAUCGGCCCGCAGGACGCCGGCAACGGGGCCGUCUUCCCCGCGCCGGGCUCCCCCUCCAAGGCCGCCCGCGUGCGGGGCUGCCUGCGCGCCAACCUGCUGGUGCUGCUGACGGUGGCCGGGGUGCUGGCCGGGGUGGCGGUGGGGCUCGGCGUGCGGCAGGUGCCGGGCGGGCUGAGCCGCGCCGGGGUCCUCGCCUUCUCCUUCCCCGGCGAGCUGCUGCUGCGCCUGCUGAAGAUGAUCAUCCUGCCGCUGGUGGUCUGCAGCCUGGUCUCCGGCGCCGCCAGCCUGGACCCCGCCGCCCUGGGCCGCCUGGGGGGCUGGGCCAUGCUCUUCUUCCUGCUCACCACGCUGCUGGCCUCGGCCAUCGGGGUCAGCCUGGCCUUCAUCAUCCGGCCCGGGGAGGGGGCCGCGGCGCCCAGCCUAGGGGGCGAGGGGGGCGGAGCCGUGCCCGAGGCCAAGGAGGUGGCGGACUCCUUCCUGGAUCUCAUCAGGAACAUCUUCCCUUCCAACCUGGUGUCGGCGACAUUCCGCUCGUAUGCUACCCACUACAAGCUGGUGGUGACCAGGAAGAACAUCACCGAUGAGCUGGGAGUUUUCAAUGAAACUGUCACAGAGGAGAAGGUUCCCCUGGGAGAUGAGGUGGAAGGGAUGAACAUCCUGGGUUUGGUGGUUUUUGCCAUUGUCUUUGGGAUCGCUCUGCGGAAGCUUGGGCCCGAGGGGGAGAACCUGAUAAAGUUCUUCAACUCCUUCAAUGAAGCCACCAUGGUGCUGGUCGCCUGGAUCAUGUGGUACGCUCCCCUUGGUAUCAUGUUCCUGGUGGCUGGCAAGAUUGUGGAGAUGGAGGAUGUGGUGGUUCUCUUCACCAGCCUGGGCAAGUACAUCUUCUGCUGUAUCUUAGGGCACUUCAUCCACGGCUUCAUCCUCCUCCCAGUUAUCUACUUCAUCUUCACACGCAAGAACCCCUACAGGUUCCUCUGGGGCAUCUUCACAGCGCUGGCCACUGCCUUCGGCACCUCCUCCAGCUCUGCCACGCUGCCGCUGAUGAUGAAGUGCGUUGAGGAGAACAACGGCGUCUCCAAGCACAUCAGCCGCUUCAUCCUGCCCAUCGGGGCCACGGUCAACAUGGACGGGGCUGCCCUCUUCCAAUGCGUGGCGGCCGUCUUCAUCGCCCAGCUGAACAACAUCCCGCUCAACUUCAUCCAGGUCAUCACCAUCCUUGUCACAGCUACAGCCUCCAGCGUAGGGGCAGCGGGGAUCCCUGCUGGUGGCGUCCUCACCCUCGCCAUCAUCCUGGAAGCCAUCGGGCUGCCAACCAAUGACAUCUCCCUCAUUCUGGCUGUGGACUGGCUUGUGGACCGCACCUGCACCGUCCUCAACGUGGAAGGAGACGCCUUUGGAGCCGGCCUCCUGCAGGUGUACACAGAGAGGACAAUGGGGAAGGCGGAAGCCGAGGAGCUGGUGGAGAUCAAGACUGAGUCCCUGGGCCCCAGCAAGGUUCCAGGCGAGGAGGAAGGCUCCCCACUGAUCAAGAGAGACGGGCCCAUCCUGCUGGCUGCCGGUGGCUCCUGCGAGAAGGAGUCUGUGAUGUAAUCAGCGCCCGGAGCGUGGUCCUGGUCGGAGACUUUUCCUUUUGUAGGGUUCCUUUUUAAAGAUGUCAAUCAGGGCAGAAACGGGCCACUUCCGGUUUUCUUAAGCCGUGAACCUCCUGGGCAGAGGCAGUCUCGGUGAGGGGGCUGAUUAGCUCGAGACAAUCCUGACAGCUCUCUAGAGUGACCCCCUGACACCCACCAAUCUGACUUGUGUUCAGGGAGCCGGAAUCUAGGCUGGGCUUCCAGCCUCACCUCUUAUUCCUUUUCUGUGUCGAUCCCAUUCUCCUGACACGGGGGCUGCAGCCUGUACUGGCUCAGGGGCCUCUUCAAUCACUCCUUGCCUCUGACCUUCUGCUGGCUGCCCUCCACCCUUGCCCCCUUCCUGUUAAUUUUCUGGACCAAGCAAAGCACCUGAACUGGCCUCCCUGCGCUUUAAAUGUGCUGAAGCAUC